AAGUGUGGGAGUCCGCGCAGCCCUGCCCCUGGAUCAGUCAGUGUUGAAGUGUGAGUGAUGAUGUGCUGUGGUGGUAGUUGUGGGCGGGGGGCCGCGUGACCAUGCGCGGUGUCACACCGCGGCAGUGUGUAGGGGGUGACUCGCAGGGCGGCCACGGGCACGGCUCGGGCAGCCCGCUCUGCCAACCAUGACCAUGCACGCCGCCAUCAUGCUCAGACUAGUGCUAGUGUUAGUGUUGCAGUGCCUAUUGACUAAUGGGCAAGGUCCAGGGCCUGGGCCUGGGUUACAAGGGGAAGUGGUAGAGGGGCAGGACAAAAUGCUAUCGCGCCCUGUGGAUAAGCGCGUCAAAUUUUCUGUGAUGGAGGGCCAGCCGGCCAACACCUUCGUGGGUGCCAUCCCCCGCGAGCCGAACUUCACGUACCGCUUCAACGAGGCGCCUCGGGAAUUCACCCUGAACGGCAGCAGCGGGGAGAUCCGCACCACGGGCGUGCUCGACCGAGAGGCGCUCGCCACGGACCGCUUCGACUUGGUGGUGCUCUCCUCGCAGCCCACCUACCCCAUCGAGGUGCGCAUCAACGUCAUCGACAUCAACGACAACUCUCCCCGGUUCCCGGAGCCGUCCAUCCACGUGACCUUCUCGGAGAGCGCCAACGCUGGCACGAGGGUCAUCCUCGAUACGGCCACGGACGGCGACGCCGGGGACAACGACAUCACCACCGACUACAAGAUCGUAGACGGCAACGACGACGGCAAAUUUAAACUGGACGUAACGAUAAAUCCUUCUGGAGAGACGCCAUACCUGCACCUGGAGACCACAGGCAAGCUGGACCGCGAGACGAGGGCGAGUUAUCAGCUCAAUAUAUCCGCCCAGGACGGUGGCUCUCCCCCGCGUUACGGAUUCCUGCUAGUCAACGUAUCCAUCCUGGAUGUGAACGACAACCCGCCCAUCUUCGACCACAGCGACUACAUCGUGUCGCUGAACGAGUCGGUGCCCCCAGGGACGUCGGUGCUUCAGGUCCAGGCUACAGACAAUGACAUCGGGGACAACGCUCGCCUCACCUACUACUUGGCAGAAACGGAAACUCAGUUCAGUGUGGAUCCAGAAACCGGAAUAAUCAGCACUGUCGAGCCCCUCAGCUGCCAUCAGAACUGCCAGCAGUCGCAGCCUUGUGCAAAGAGCUGCGUGUUUACAGUGUUUGCGCGAGAUCAUGGGUCGCCCUUACAGGAUGGCAGGACUUAUGUCACGGUGAACCUCUUGGAUGCCAACGACCACGACCCGGUAGUCAGCUUCAGAUACUUCCCUCCGACGGCGAACUUCGCAACCGUCGAUGAAAAUGCACAGAACGGGUCUGUGGUCGCCGCGGUCUCUGUGAUAGACGACGACGAAGGCUCAAACGGGCAGACAACCGUCGAGAUAAGAGCUGGCAAUGAACUCGGUCAUUUCAGAUUAGAUUCUAAGUCAGACUUCGACAUCGUGCGCGUCAACGGCGUCUUAGAUCGAGAGAAAAUCAGUAAAUACAAUGUGACCAUCGUAGCCACAGACAAAGGCACACCGCCAAGGUCAUCAACUGCGUUCCUGAUCAUCCAUGUCAACGACAUCAACGAUCAUGAGCCAGUGUUCGAGAAGAGUGAGUAUUCGGCCGUCCUCAGUGAACUCGUCCCUAUCGGCACCUACGUGGCUGGAAUCACUGCCAACGACGAAGACACAGGUGUGAACUCAAACAUUUAUUACGCCAUUAUUUCUGGGAACGAUAAUCAGUGGUUCGACAUCGACCUGCAGAGCGGCCUCAUCACUACCAAAGCGCCUCUCGAUCGUGAAGUACAGGACUCUAUCGACCUAAAAAUUACUGCUCGUGAUGGCGGACCAAACCCGAAACGAGCUUACACGCACCUGAAGAUCUCUAUUCUGGACGAAAAUGACGAAAAACCCACCUUCGCCCAGACCGUCAUCAACGUCAGCUUAUCGGAGAAUACUCCACCUGACACUCUGGUAGCCAUGGUGUCAGCAGUGGACCACGACCAAGGCACGAACGGUAGCGUAUCCUACAUGUUCGACCAGGACGUGGAACACAUGUAUCCAGGGAUAUUCGCCCUUGAUGUAUCCUCAGGCCGACUUACAACCAUGACGAAAUUAGACCGAGAAGCAAUGCCUGAAUACGAAAUCAAAGUCGUAGCGAAAGACCAGGGAAUACCCCCGCUCUCGUCGACGGCCACGGUUAUUCUGAGUGUCCAGGAUGUGAAUGAUAACAGCCCGGAGUUCUAUCCUCAGCAGUACUUCGUCGUAGUCCCCGAAGACCUGCCUUUAGGGUCAUCUGUGAUAAAGGUUUCUGCGACUGACAAGGAUGUUGGGGAGAACGCUGUAACGACUUACGAACUCAAUGCUGGUGAUGAUAACGAUAAUGAGUUUGAAAUAGACCCCGAGACCGGUAUCAUUCGUCUAAGUGGGAGGCUCAGUCAUAUCAGGAAGGCUCAGUAUCGGUUGACAGUAGCUGCAAGAGACAAGAGUGAUCGUAAGGCUGUUGAGGAUGCUACUGUGGACAUUGUAGUAGAAAGUAAUCAGAUUGAACUACUAGAAUUUGAGGAGAGUAACGGGUAUACUUUCUCUCUAGUCGAAGAUGAAGCAAAGAAAGAACCCACAGUGGGAAGAGAAGUGGGAACUGUGGGCGUAGUGAACCCUAGCUCUGUAGGAGAGGUCAGCUAUGCCAUCGUCGCCGGGGACCCCGAUAAGGUGUUCUCCAUUGACGAGAAGACUGGCGUGAUAAAAACCACGAAGAGAAUAGACCGGGAACAGGCAGCGAGCUACCAACUCCGCACUGUGGCCACCACGACGUCUGCAUAUGGGAGGACCUGGGUCAACAUUACGGUGGACGACGUCAAUGAUAAUCCUCCCAAAUUUCCCAUCACACGAGCUCAUGCUACCGUCGCAGAAAACUGGCCUGUGGGGCACCAGGUCUAUCUUGCCCGGGCGUAUGAUAACGACGAUGGCGUCAACAGCAAGAUCACUUACAGCUUGUCUAACAAUCCCGACGACUAUUUCACCAUUUCCAGGUCGAGUGGCAUGAUCUUCCUGAAGAAACCCGUGAAAUAUAGCAAAAGUAACAGUUUCAGGCUUGAAGUAGCUGCCACAGAUUCCGGAUCGCCGCCUUUAUCCUCUCGCCAGGUUGUCAUCAUCACAGUGGAAGACGUGAACGACCACACGCCCAUCUUCGAACACGGGUCGUACGAGACGUCGCUCCUGGAGUCUACACCUGUCAACGACAGGUUCUUUGCUCUGACUGCAUCCGACGAGGACGACGGUCUGAAUGGCUUCGUGUCGUAUGAUAUCACCGAAGGCAACGAGGAGCGGAAAUUCGGCAUUUUCCCCGAUGGUUAUUUGUAUGUGAAGAGCGCUCUAGACCGCGAGGCACAGGAUUACUUCGCUCUGACGAUCGUGGCCAGGGACCAUGGCACCCCGCCCAGGUCCUCCACGGUGUCAGUCGUCAUACAUGUCAUCGACGAGAACGACAACUCCCCCAUGUUUACCAACUCGACCUUCACCUUCUACCUCGCCGAGAACGAACCGCCAGACACCUACGUCGGGAAACUAACAGCAGCUGACAGAGACAAAGGAAGAAACGCUGAGCUCACCUACUCAAUAGCUACAAAUCAAAAGGACUUUGUAGUAGAUCCCAAAAGUGGUUUUCUGAAAACGCUGCACUACUUUGACCGCGAACAACUUGUCAAAGAAACUGGCCUGGAUUACAUAUCAAUGGAGGCAGUAGUUCUCGAUAACGGUAUCACGCGUCUGAGAGAUAAAGCAAAAGUAAAUAUCUAUAUCACAGACGUCAAUGACAACCCGCCGAAGUUCAUGAGGAAGCCGUACAGAGCGCAGGUACCUGAAGAAGCUCCCAUCAGCACAAACAUCAUCCGAAUAUCGGCCUCAGAUGCCGACGAGGGGCUGAACGGGGAUGUCUUUUACACAAUCGUAGAUGGCAACGAAGACGGGCGCUUCAAGGUGGAUGAAACAACAGGGCAGGUGACACUGGCCCGGCCGCUGGAUCGUGAGACAACACCCAAGUAUCUACUGACGGUGGCGGCAGCUGACCUGGGGAACCCUUUCGGCCUCACCGCCACUGCCACGCUCACGGUGGACGUCCUGGACGCGAACGACAAUGCUCCCGAGUUCACACAGAGCGAGUCUGAGAUCUUCAUUGUGGAAACAACAGAGGUCAACACUGUCCUUGUUCAGUUCCAGGCCACAGAUGCAGAUCUGGGGGUAAAUAAGGAAGUGUCAUUCAUGAUCGGAGGCGGUAACAUGCAGGAGGCUUUCCGCAUCGACACCAAGACGGGAACCCUGUACCUGGAACGUCCUUUAGACUUCGAAGAGCAGAGUCUGUACCGUCUGAACAUCACUGCUGCAGAUGGCGGCUCUCCUCGUCUGACGUCGACCAUCUCGUUCGUAGUGCACGUGCAGGACUACAAUGACAACCCGCCGGCCUUCCCGAACACUGCUAUAUGGCGAAGGAUCGACGAGAACAUCAGACCGAAGUCUCACGUCGUCACCGUCACCGCCGAGGAUCCCGAUUCCGGGGAGAACGGCAAGAUCAAGUACACCAUCAAGAGUCAAGAGCCUCCCGGAAAGCACUUUGCCAUCGACGAGAAUACGGGCGAGGUUUCUACACUUGAAAGCAUAGACCGCGAAUUUUCAGACACUUUCCGGUUGACCGUGGUUGCCACAGAUCAAGCAGAACCCAAAUCAGCGCGUCUUCAGGCAGAGAAGCUCGUCACCGUGAUCGUGGAGGACAUCAACGACAACGCGCCACAGUUCGUCUCCAUGAACGCUGGAAUACUGCAUGAGAACUCUCCUGUAGGCACCGAAAUCAUGCGCGUGUCAGCCCGCGAUCUCGAUGCCAACCCCAACGGCUUGGUGACCUACGAAAUGGUGGCCGGGAAUAAGGAUAUAUUCCGCCUCGACCGCGUGACAGGGGCUUUGAAGCUGAUACGAGAAGUGACCUCCCCCGCGAUCAUGUACUCUGUCACUGUUCGCGCUACAGACGAGGCCGUCCAGUCCCAACGAAGGUCCUCCGACGCCUACCUGACGAUCCUCAGCAUGUCGUCACAAGAGGGACCCAAAUUCCUGAAGAACUCCUACUCGGGAUCAGUCCUGGAGAGCUCAAACAUUGACACUUCGGUCGCGACAGUGAGUGCCCGCCUCAGCUCCAAUGCCCUGGCGGAUAUUGCCUAUUACGUGGUGAACGUGACGGCUGAGGACGGCCGGCCCAUGGAUCGCAUGUUCGCCGUCCAGCAGCAGGGCAAGGUAGUCACCGCCGCCGUCCUCGACCGCGAGAAUGGCCCCGAGAACUACCUCGUGACCGUAGCCGCCGUGGUCACUCAGGGGGGCACUCCCAAGCUCUCCACUACUCAGGUCCAAGUGACAGUCCUCGACAAGAACGACUCGCCUCCCUCCUUCGGCGAGUCCCCUCUGCGCUUCACCGUGUCCGAAGACAUGCUCGCCGGCCGCCAGAUCGCCAUCCUUGGGGCCACUGAUCCAGACACCCUCGGCACUCUCACCUACUCCUUGGUGGACGGCGACGACAACAAGUUCACCCUCGACGCCUCCACGGGACAACUCAGCCUCCAGGACACCCUCGACAGGGAGACCAAGAGCGAGUACCAGCUCACCGUCCGCGCCGACGACGGGGAGCAGUACACGGACACCACCAUCUACAUAGGGGUCACAGACACGAACGACAACCCGCCUGUGUUCCACGAGCCUGCUUACUCCUUCGACAUUCCCGAAGACGCUCACCGAGGCUCCAAGGUGGGGCAGGUGACGGCUUGGGACGCGGACGAAGGCACCAACGGCCAGGUCUCCUACACCGUCAUCUCCGACUGGGGGAACGACGUCUUCUCCCUUAACCCUCAGACGGGCGUCUUCACUCUCACCUCGAGGCUCGACUAUGAACAGGUGCAACACUACAUCCUGGUGGUGCAAGCGCAGGACACAGGCCGGCCUUCGCUCUCGUCCACCGUCACCGUCUACUUCAACGUGCAGGACCUCAACGACAACGCCCCGAUCUUCGACCCCAUGAGCUACUCGGACGAAAUCUACGAGAACAUCACCGUCGGGUCUUCAGUGCUCUCAGUGUCCGCUACGGAUCAGGACUCCGGGCUGAACGGGCGCCUAGUCUACAGCAUCUCAGGAGGAGACGAGAAGGACCAGUUCAGCAUCAGCUCCAACGGCACCAUCUUCACGAAGGCGCCCCUGGAUCGCGAAGACCAGAGCUUCUACAACCUAGUGGUGCGAGCUUCCGACAUGGCCAUACCGCUGUCUGUCCGCUUGUCCUCCACUGUGCAGGUGACGAUCAUCCUGCGGGACGUGAACGACAUGGCGCCUGAGUUCGUGACGCCCAACGAGACGGUGGUGCCCGAGAACACGCCCGUCAACACCGUGGUCAUGGCCGUCAAGGCGGUGGACCGCGACGAGGGUCGGAACUCCUACAUCGAGUACUCGCUGGCGCCGGUGCCCGGCAACCGCUUCGCGCUCGGGCCCGUGGACGGCCUCCUGCGGAUCGCCGCGUCGCUGGACCGGGAGGACCGGGCCAACUACUCGCUGGUGGUCACGGCGAGGGACCGCGGCAACCCGCCCAACGCCCACACCCUCACCAUCAGCCUGCGGGUGGCCGACGAGAACGACAACUCGCCCAUCUUCGACCCGAAGCAGUACUCGGCCAGCGUCCCCGAGAACGCCUCCAUCGGCCUGUCGGUGCUGCAGGUGUCCGCCACCGACGCCGACGAGGGCCUCAACGGCCGCGUGCGCUACACCAUCGUCGCCGGGGACAAGAACCGCGACUUCUCCAUCAGCGAGGACACGGGCGUCAUCCGCGUGGCCAAGAACCUCAACUACGAGCGUCGCAACCACUACCUGCUGACGGUGCAGGCGGAGGACUCGGGCGCCGACGUGCGCUACGACUCCGCCACCGUCACCAUCUCCAUCAUGGAUAUCAACGACAACGCGCCCGUGUUCCUCGACUCACCCUACCUCGUCUACGUCAUGGAGAACAUGGCCGUGCUGCCGGCGCCCAUCGCCACCGUCACCGCCUUCGACGCCGACAACCCGCCCUACAACCGCGUCAACUACCUGGUGAAGGAGGGCGACAAGUCCGUGUUCUCCGUGAAUGCCAGCUCGGGCAAGAUCAACCUCCUGCGCGCCCUGGACCGCGAGGAGCGGGACUACUACACCCUCACGGUCGUCGCCAUGGAUACCGGAACCCCGCGCCUCACGGGAACAGGAACGAUCUCGGUGCUCGUGCAGGAUGAGAACGACCACGCCCCGAUGUUCCCGAAGGACGAGUAUGAGGCCUCCGUCAGCGAGACCGUGGAUCCCGACACGCAGGUCAUCGCCGUCACCGCCACCGACAGCGACGCCGGAGACAAUGCUAAGAUCAGGUACUCGCUGCUCGAGGGCGCUUCCGGCGUGUUCAUGGUCGAGGAGUGGACCGGCAUCAUCCGCACGGUGGCCCACCUGGACCGCGAGCGAGUGGCACAGUAUUCCCUGAUCCUCCAGGCCCACGACUCCUCGCUCACCGAGCCGCGCUCCGCCACCACACAGGUGACAGUGACAGUGACAGACGAGAACGACAACGCGCCGGCCUUCUCGCAGGAGCAGUACCUCAUCCACGCCCGCGCGUUCUGUCGCUUCUGCAGGUACUCGCUGCUCGAGGGCGCUUCCGGCGUGUUCAUGGUCGAGGAGUGGACCGGCAUCAUCCGCACGGUGGCCCACCUGGACCGCGAGCGAGUGGCACAGUAUUCCCUGAUCCUCCAGGCCCACGACUCCUCGCUCACCGAGCCGCGCUCCGCCACCACACAGGUGACAGUGACAGUGACAGACGAGAAUGACAACGCGCCGGCCUUCUCGCAGGAGCAGUACCUCAUCCACGUCCCCGACCCCACCGCCCCAGGCGACUUCGUGUUCGGAGGCGAGGCGAGGGAUCCUGACGAAGGCGUCAACGGGCGGGUCACGUACUACCUGUCGGGCAACGAUGCCGACAAGUUCUACAUGAACCAGGAGACGGGCGUGAUCAAGGCCUCGACGGGGCUCGUGGGAGACACGACCUACGAGCUCGAGGUCCUGGCGACGGACUCUGGCGAGACGCCCCUAUCCGCCACGGCCCGGCUGGUGGUGCAGCUGCAGCCCAACAACAUGUUCCCUGAGUUCCAGCCGCUCGAGAAGACCUUCAGCUUCAGCGAGGCUGCGCGAGGAGACCUCGUCACGACCCUGACCGCCACGUCGCCGAAGGCCGGACCCACUGGCGCUGUCACCUUCAGCAUCGCCGGCGGGAACGUCGGCCAGGCCUUCACGGUGGACAAGAAGACGGGCGAAUUGCGAAUCUCGCAGUUCGGAUUGGAUUACGAGACGGCGCCGAGGUACGAGGUGUGGGUCGCGGCGAAGGACGCCGACGACCCGCCUCUCACCUCCGUCACGCACCUGGUCGUCAAUGUGACCGAUUUCAACGACAACGCUCCUGUGUUCUCGCAGGCGGUGUACAAUGCCAGCAUCCAGGAGGCGCAGUACCCGCCGCAGCUGGUAGCCACCGUCAGCGCCACGGACCGCGACUCCGGCACCAACGCCAACGUCAUCUACCAGCUGAGACAGGACUCGCCCGCGGCGGAGGCCUUCACGCUCGACGCGGAGACGGGUCAGAUCUACACCAAGAUCCAGCUGGACCGCGAGGAAGUGGAGGUGUACACACUGACGGUGGAGGCGGUGGACAAGGGCACGCCGGCGCAGACAGGCACGGCCAUGGUGGUGGUUACGGUGCAGGACAAGAACGACAACCCUCCGAGGUUCACGAGGCUGUUCAGCGUCAACGUCACGGAGAACGCCGAAGUCGGAACGUUCGUCAUCCAGGUGACCUCCAGUGACCGCGACAUCGGCCAGAACGCCAACGCGACCUACAGCUUCACGGAGAACCCCGGAGGAAAAUUCUACAUCGAUCCAGUGAGCGGGAAUGUGACCGUAGCCAGCGCCAUUGACCGCGAACUCAAUGAUGAGUACCUCCUGAAGGUAUCUGCCGUGGACGGCUCGUGGCGCGCCGAGACGCCCCUCACCAUCACCGUGCAGGAUGAGAACGACAACGCCCCAGAGUUCGAACAGAGCCAUUAUGUAUUCAACUUCCCGGAGUUGCAGCGCAGCGUGGCGUUCGUCGGGCAAGUCACAGCAACGGAUCGGGACAAGCAAGGGCCGAACAGCGUUAUAUCAUACUCGCUAAAAUUCCCGUCGGAUUUCUUCAGCGUGGAUCCCUCUAGCGGCGAAAUACUGUCGAAGCAAGCGCUCCAGUACAAGCACACUCUGAAGGGGCCGUCGCCGGAGAACCAGUAUCAACUGGUAGUAGUUGCUACCGACAACGGGAAGCCGCCCAUGUCGUCGGAGAGCUCCGUCGUCAUCAACGUGGUGGACGCCAACAACAACGCUCCCAUUUUCUCCCAAGACCACUACUUCACGCCCGUUCCCGAAAGCUCCACCGUCGGCAUGUCCAUCAUCCAGAUCAUGGCCGUCGAUAACCGCGACUUCGGCAUCAACGCCGAGAUCGAGUAUCAGAAGGUGGGCGGUAACGGCACCGACUACUUCAUGCUGGAGCCGAACACGGGCUGGAUCACGGUGGCCAGGAGCCUCCAGGACCGCGUCGACGCCCAGUUCAUGCUGCUCAUCCAAGCUGUGGACCGCGGCGUUCCUCCGGAGAGCGACAACGUUCUGGUGACACUGGUGGUGACAGGAGAGAACAAGCACACGCCGGAGUUCACAGCCGUUAGUUACCAGGUGAUUGUCCCCGAGAACGAGCCCCUCGGAUCGACCAUAGGCACGCUGACGGCGACGGACAGCGACAAGGGCCCCAACGGCCUCGUGCGUUACUCCAUCACGAGCGGCAAUGAGGCUGGCAAGUUUGCGAUCGACGAGAGCAGCGGGGAUGUGACUAUCACGCACCCGCUGGAUUACGACGCCGUGCAAGAGUAUCGGCUCAAUAUCACAGCUCACGACCUCGCGUUCGAACCCCUCCAGUCCACAGCUGUGCUUACUGUCAUACUUACAGACAUCAAUGACAACCCGCCAAGGUUCAGCGAAAAGCAAUACGAUGCUUACAUCGCUGAGAACGCUGCAGCUGGGACUACUGUGUUCAAGCUCAACGCUACCGACAUCGACUCCGCCCGCAAUGCUGUCAUUGAGUACACGUUGGUGGGCGGCGACGGCAAGGAGUUCUUCGCAGUAGACCCCGAGACGGGAGUGAUCACGUCACGGAGAGUGUUCGACUACGAGGAGAAGAGUAGCUACGUGCUGGAUGUAAGGGCUGCCAACAACCCCGACAAGUCUCAGUGGGGCUCGGCCGAGGUGGUGAUCCACGUCACUGGCCGAAACGAAUUCUUCCCGCGCUUCAUCCAGCCGGUCUUCCAGUUCACCGUCUCAGAAUCAGCGAGAAUCGGAACGUCUGUCGGCGCCAUCCAGGCCACAGACGAGGACAAGGGCGAGGACGGUCUCGUAUACUACCUACUGGUGGGCGCGAGCAACGACCGCGGGUUCCUCAUCCAGCCGACCACCGGCGUCAUCACGGUAGCCCGCAGCCUCGACCGUGAGAGUCAGAACAGAGUGGUUCUGACUGUCAUGGCGAAGAACGCCGGCAGCAUCCGCGGCAACGACACUGACGAAGCGCAGAUUAUCAUUGCCAUUCAGGAUGGUAACGAUCCCCCAGUGUUCUCUCAGCCACUGUAUGAAACUAGGCUCUCUGAGGGAGCGCUUGUCGGUACGCUAGUCGUCAAUGUCACGGCUGUGGAUUCCGACGUCCGUCCGAAAAACAAUCAGUUCACUUACUCCAUCAUCGGAGGCAACCUGGGCCAGGUGUUCAAGGUGGAUCCUCAGAGCGGCGUGAUUGAGACUACAGCGCAGCUGGACCGAGAAACUAUUCAGGUCUAUAACCUGACGGUCGGGGCCAUUGACAAUGGCACGCCUCCUCAGACCGGCACGACCCUCGUGCGGGUCAUUCUCGAUGAUGUGAACGAUAAUGGACCUCAGUUCGAUCCUCCAGACAUCGUAGGUUACGUGUCUGAGCACGAGCCUGCCAUGACCUCUGUGAUGACCCUAAGUGCAACCGACCCAGAUCUGGCUCCCAACACCCACCCAUUCACUUAUUACAUCGUCGGCGGUGAACACCCUGAGUUCUUCACCGUGGACCAGACCACAGGCGAGGUCAAGACAACGCGCAACAUUGAUCGAGAGACCACGAAGGAGCUCAAAUUCCUCAUCGAGGUCGAGGACAGUGGCAAACCCAAGAUGAAAUCCGAAUAUCCUGUCACCAUCAUCGUCCUUGACAAGAAUGACUGGGCUUCCACGCCGAGGACCGUGACGGUGAAGGUACAGACUUUCCGUGGCGUGUUCCCUGGAGGCAAAGUGGCCGAUGUUCACCCCAACGACGCCGACACAGCCGGGCAGUACUCCUGCAGGAUACUAACGCAGGAUGCAGCUAUUUUCUCCAUCCCCAAUGCAUGCAACCUGCACGCGGCCCGCGUCACACACGACCGCACUUACACCUUCGGGGUUUUAGGUAAUGACGGCAUCCAUCCCGACGUCACUUCGAAGGUAACCGUAGAGUUCGAGUCCUUUGACAACGCCACGCUCAGCAACAGCCUGACUCUACGUCUUCUGAAUGUCACCGCGGAUCGCUUCCUCACCCUGUACUACAAGCCCUUCAUCACCAAGCUGGUGCCGAUGUUCUCGGGCGGCACCGUCAGGAUCUACUCCAUGCUCAAUGUCGAGUCCCACACCGACCUGACCCUGACCGUGGCCGACGCCGAAUCGGGCUCCUUCCUCUCGCCGGCCGACGUCACGCGGAAGCUGGCGGCGGAGGAGCCAGUGCUGACCAAGUCGCUGCAGGGCCUGCAGCUUAUCAUCGACUACAACCCCUGCAGCGACACGCCCUGCGAGAACGGGGGCGAGUGCUCGCACGGCAUCCACGCCUACGACGAGACGGAGAUCACCGACUCGCCCGACUUCAUCUUCACGUCACCGCUCAUCCGCCACGACGUAUCGUGCAGGUGUCGCCAGGGCUUCACGGGAUCCAGAUGUGAGCUUCGGCAGGACCCCUGUUCGCCCAACCCCUGUCAGUACGGAGGAACUUGCGCCAGGAAAGGGUUCGUCUUCGUGUGCUCGUGCCCCCCAUCGCGCCAGGGACGCCAGUGUGAGGUUGACAAGACCAACGCCUGCGAUGACAACCCUUGUCGCAACGGCGGCUCCUGCCAGGCCACCUUCGAGGGCGGUUUCUUCUGCCUAUGCCGCCCCGGCUACCGCGGCAACCAGUGCGAGCUGGCCAGCGAGUCCUGCCGCCCCAACCCCUGCCUCAACGGCGGCUCGUGCAUCUCGCUCAAGCCCAGCUACAGGUGCUCGUGCAAGAUCAACUUCUACGGCACGCACUGCGAGAAGUCCACCUUCAGCUUCAGCGAGCUCUCCUACAUGACCUUCCCGACGCUGGACUCCACCACCAAUGACAUCUCCAUCACCUUUUCCACCAACAAGCCGGACGCCCUCCUCGUGUACAACUACGGCCUGCAAUCGGGCGGACGCUCCGACUUCGUGGCCAUCGAGCUGAAGGGCGGCCAGCCGCGCUUCAGCUUCGGCGGCGCCCGCACGGCCAUCACUCGCAUCGACGUGAGUCGGAACGUCGCCGACGGGAAGUGGUAUAAGGUGACGGCGACUCGCAACGGCCGCGUCAUCUCCCUCAGCGUGGCCACCUGCACGAGCAACGGCGAGGCGUGCGACGAGUGCCGCCCCGUCGACCCGAACUGCUACAGCGACGACACAGGGCCCACCGGGACGCUGAACUUCAACAACGAGCCGAUGUACCUGGGCGGCGUGAUGACUGUGGACCCCCUGCAGGAGCGGCCGCAGCAGGUGUUCGCCGACGACUUCAUCGGCUGCAUCCAGGCGGUGUCCAUCAACGGCCGGCCUCUCAACCUCUCCGGCCCGAUCCAGGCUCGCGGAAUCUCGGACACGUGCGAGCGCGUGGCGGACGUGUGCGCGGGCAACCCGUGCGGCGAGGGCGCCACGUGCCUGGACCGCUGGUCAACCCACAUGUGCCGCUGCGCCAACGGCCUCGUGGCGCCAGACUGUGACUCCGCCCUGCGUCCCGCCUCCUUCACGCGCGGUGCCUACGUGGAAUUCCUGAUCCGGCAGCAGCACCGACGCCGCCAGCUGCUGCCGCACCUGUACCAGCAGCACUCGCGGUGGGCGCGCGAGGCCAACACGUACCACGCCCGCCCACGGCUCCCUCGGCAGCUCAAGCCGCCGCCGCCCAAGAGCCUGUCCUUCAAGUUCCGCACCCUGAUGGAGAACGGCGUGCUGCUCCACAGCGCCACCAACAACGACUACACGCUGGUGGAGAUCCGCGGCGGCAGCCUGCAGUACACCUCGAAGCAGGGCGCCAACCAUCCCAUCAACAUGACGGUGCCGGACCUGAGCGUGAACGACGGCGUGUGGCACAACCUGACGCUGCUGGCGGCCGAGUCAGCGCUCAGACUGCUGUUCGACGACAACCCGGUGGGCGACGAGCUCGACCAGGGCUUCGUGCACGACUUCCUCGACGCCUACCUCACCUCGCUCACGCUGGGCGCCGCCCCGAGGUUCUCCGACGAGCUGCCCUACACGCCCGAAGGGUUCGUCGGGUGUAUGUCGACCUUCAGCGUGGACGGGGAGGUGCAGCCGCUCAACUCCACGGGCUCCCUGCUGGAGGCGGUGGCCCGCGGUGUGGCUCUCGUGCAGGACUGCACCGGCGCAGACCUAGGCACAACAGCCUCCACGGACCCCCUCUCCAUCGGCAUAACACUCGUCAUCGUGUUCUUCGUGCUGCUGCUGGUCGCCAUCCUCGUCUCCUUCAUCGUGUACCGCGUGCGGCGGCAGCGGCGAGAGAAGGGCGGCGUCCACGUCAAGCAGAACGGCUCGGCCCUGCUGGCCAACACCUCCUCGGACUCCGGUCGGUCGCCGCAGGACUCGGGCUACGUGGAAAGCGCCGAGAUGACGGACGACGUGCUUCGGUCCCACCUCACGCAGGAGAUGGCCACCAAGAAGUACAAGGAGCGCGACCACGAGCGGCCGCAGCGCCCGGACAUUAUCGAGCGCGAAGUGAUGAACAAAUCCCCGGGCGUGCCCCUUCGCGUGGACGAGUCGCAGCUCCAGGACCGCGACGCCAUGGCGGGCAUGGGCCACAUUCCCGACUCCGAGGCGCCAGAGCACUACGACCUGGAGAACGCCUCGUCCAUCGCGCCCUCGGACAUCGACAUCGUCUACCACUACAAGGGCUACAGGGACGGCAACGUACGCAAGUACAAGACCAACCCGCAUGUGCCGGGCUACCACAAGCACAACCACCGCCACUCGCCGCACAACUUCCCCAACACGCCGCACCGCGAGAGUCCUCGCAACCUCAUGCGGCAGAGUCCGAAUCCCGUUGCGCCCCGAGAGUCGCCCUCCGUGCUCAAGAUGCAGUCCACGCCCCUCGCGCGCCUCUCACCGUCCUCGGAGCUGUCGCAGCAGACUCCGCGAAUCCUCACGCUGCAGGACAUCAGCGGCAAGCCCCUGCAGACGGCGCUGCUGGCCACCUCGCAGGGACCGGGCGUGAAGGACGUCAUGUCGACCAGCGAGCGCUCCCUCAACUCGCCUGUGUCGCACUUGUCGCAGUCGUCCGGGUCGAUGCACGCGUCGUCCCAGUCGACCAAGAAGAAGAAGCACGACAGCAGCGUGAGCCUGGGCCUCACGGCGGAGGAGAUCGAGCGCCUCAACACCCGGCCUCGAAACUCCUCGCUGGUCUCUACUCUUGACGCUGUCUCCUCCUCUAGCGAGGACAAUCAGCGCAAGGACAAGCUUGCAGAGCUCCUAGAGACGAACACGGAGCUCCUGGAACCUCCAGAUUCUUCCACGGACGAGUCUGGGAAUGACUCGUUCACCUGCUCGGAGUUCGAGUACGAGAACAACUAUGAGAAGGUGACGCGAGACUUCGGGCCGGGCAACAUGAUUUUCAGCAAGCUCGCGGAAGUAGACAACGAGAACGAGCAUGAUAACGAGUCUGCUAAAAAUUACGACGGCUUUGAUUCUUUUCGCGGCUCGCUCAGCACCCUGGUGGCAUCAGACGACGACCUGAGCAACAUGAGCUCGUACAAGCCACCCAACGGGUCCACGUUCGGCUGGGACUACCUGCUCAACUGGGGCCCCAACUUCGAGAGCCUAGUUGGCGUGUUCAAGGACAUCGCCGAACUACCGGACAAUACCACCAACGGCCGAGUGAGCGCUCGGGGCACCCCCAAACCCAACGAGGAAUACGUAUAGCGGCAGCUACCGCUGAGCGAGGACGAUAUUUAGCAGCCGCCAAAGCCUAUAACUUAUAGGGUGUAAGGAAUUCAGCAGGUCUGCGCCCGUGACCCGUGCUCAGUCGCAAUAUUUGUGGCGCGGCUCCAACGCCCACCGUGGAGGGCGAGGGCCGAGAACACGGGAUGGAGCGAGACCGGGAGGCCAGAAGGGCGGAGUCUCCUGCAGGAGCGAGUGCCCGCAUGCGCCUCCCAACCUGUGACUCUGGCAUUAUGUCUCGUGACGGUGGACUCAAAUUACGCUUCUAGUUUCUACAUGUGUGACUCGACCACUGUGAGAUGUCAUUGCCGAGGACGCUAUAUACUUUAAUCAUUUUAUUUCAUUUUUUAUAUUUCUGCUCCGGCUAUCGUUUUUUCAUAUAGUAAAGCGAAGGAAAAUUGAAGAAAGAGACAUGUGGACCGAUAAACGCGGUUGAAGUGACUAUACCUUCUGUUCCAAGAGCCAAUAGUUGAAGCGUGUGACACUGUGACAAGUGGAUUGGUCAGUGGCAGAAUCCAAGAACCGAGUUACUCAUUAUUUCAUUUCGCUAAUUAAGCAUCACAUGUUUCCCCCGUGGCCAAAAUGCUAACGAAGUGCCCAACUUAAGUGUCUGACCUGAUACUCGAGUUCAAGUUGCCAAAAAACUGUUUUUUAUUAAUCAUGAUUGUUUGAUAUCAUUUAUUUCGUGUCUCUUCCUUAGGCGUAUUAUAGAUGUGAGUUUAUGGUUUCGAGUUGCCAAAUGUAGAAUGUGCCUAUAAGUGCUUCUCCGAUGUUUGUUUUUACUGUUUGUUUCUCGGCAGCACUUGGAAAUAUUGUGAAUUCUCAGAGGCCAAACCCAUUUAUUUACAUAUUUCUCAGUUUAAGAUGACCCAUUUUUUUUUUUUCCUCUUUUUUUGUUUUGUUCUAUUCACUCUACAUUAUCACCGUGCAUUUACGAAUCAUUUUGUUAUUAUUGUUUAUUUCUCUGUCAAUCUGUGUGUUCGUUACUACAGUUGCUAUAUAAGGUCAGGUCGUUUUCCCUCACGACGCAGCUGAACCGAUGGUGCCUUUCCAAUUGCCAUAAUCAAAGAGAGGGGCCAGAUGAAGGUGGUGUUGACGGGCGAAGGAGGGUUUGCCGUGUGAUGCAACCGAGAGCAAGCUGGCGGGGCUUUGACUCUGUUUACUGAUGACUUGAGUUGAUGAAUUGGUUAUGUUUUGUUAUUUUUGCGUUUGUUUUAUUUCAUUGAUGUAGUUGUUUUUGUUUUUGGUUUUAGAUUUUGUUUCGAAAAGAUUGUAGGGACUAUAUGUGUUUUGUAUAUUUUCAUAAUAUCUGUACCAUUGUCAUUAUCAUAAUUGUUACUAUUAGGGUUAACUAUUACUAUUUUGAUGAAUGUCAUUAUCACUCUUGUCAUAUUUUUUUUUACUUAAUUAUUGUAGAUUACUAUGAUUAUUAUUAUCACUAUGGUAUUUUUUAAUAUAUUUUUACCAGUGUUUAGACGUGUCCCCCCCACGCCCUUCUUCGCCUGCACCUGGCUGUCGGUCCCUGGGUUUUGCAGCAUUUUUUUUAAAUGAUAUAAAAAAAAAGCUUUUGUAGUAUUUAUUCCUUUUCUGUAUCAGGUGUCUAGAAUUCCUAAUAUUGAAAGGGAUUGUUUUUUUUUAUCUAAAUAUAAAUGAAACCUGUUGGCAUUAGAUAUUAAGAUAGUUUCCCAUAGAAAUCGUAUUUUCUCCAUUUUUUUUUUUUUUUUUACGUUCAGUGUUAAAUAUUUUGAAGAAAAUUCCUCAAAUCAACAAUUAAACGGAAAUCAUUACAGUUUCAAACCAAAAUAUACCAAAAAAACAAGGAAAAACAAAUCAUUUUUUUGGAUAAUCUGCAACGGACCCAUUUUUGUACUAUAAUAGGGUUAAUGCAAUGGCUCUUGUACAUUAUCAAACUCCUUGUAUAUAUAUUUUGACUACCUGUACAGCGAAUCGUUAAGUAAGUCAAGCCACGUCAUGUGUGCCAAAAUGUUAUUGUUUUUUUAUUGGUAUGAGUGACAUUGCGUGCGGUGUUGUUUAAGGCAACAUGUGAUUUAUGUAUAAAGUGAUAUUGUAAUAAACAAUUGUAAUGCGAA
Messenger RNA from Penaeus indicus, 17451 nucleotides. RefSeq names its product cadherin-related tumor suppressor-like (gene ft). Gene Ontology annotation, cellular component: plasma membrane; catenin complex; adherens junction. The coding region runs from base 188 to 15343 and encodes 5051 amino acids. Gene Ontology annotation, molecular function: calcium ion binding; cadherin binding. The transcript is spliced from 15 exons. The record is from RefSeq and is a predicted model, not a curated record. NCBI's taxonomy places the organism in Eukaryota, Metazoa, Arthropoda, Malacostraca, Decapoda, Penaeidae. Gene Ontology annotation, biological process: adherens junction organization; multicellular organism development; cell-cell adhesion mediated by cadherin.